AUGGUCAGCGCUGCGUCUCUCGUGGGCCUCUUGUUGGUGCCGGCGGUGCUGGGCUCCCACUCGUCAUCCAAGCGUGGUCUCUGCUUCACUCCCAACAUCCACCACCCCGAGGACAACAAGCUGUGGUCGCAGUCGGGGAGUGCUCUGAAGUGGUACUACAACUACCAGAGCCUCCCGUCGCCAGCCUACUCUAGCCUCUCCCAGGAUGAGUUUGAGUUCAUCCCGAUGAUGUGGGGCAUCGGCCAAAACAGCAACGAUACCGCCUUCUACGAUGCGGUAAGGAAGCUCGUCGACGACGGCACCAGCAUCAAGCACGUUUUCGGAUUCAACGAGCCCGAUGGUCCCCGAGCCCAGGGUGGCAGCGACGUGACGCCGAGGGACGCCGCGCAAGCGUGGGUCGCCAACUUUGAGCCCCUCGGCAAGAUGGGCAUCAAGCUGGGGCUCCCGGCCUGCACCGGUGGUUGGGGAGGCUUGCCUUGGCUGACGCAGUUUCUCGCCAACUGCUCCGAGCUCGUCAGCGCCGGCGGCGAAAGGAAGAACUGCACCUGGCACUUUCUCCCCGUCCACUGGUACGACAACUUUGAAGGGCUGGCCUCGCACAUUGGCGAGCGGAGGGCCGCGUUCCCCGGCGCCGAGAUCUGGGUGACGGAGUACGCGUACGCGCACCGGGACCUCGCGGCGACGCAAGAGUUUUACAACCAAAGCAUCGACUACUUUGACAAGCUCGACUACAUCGGACGCUACUCCUACUUUGGCGCCUUUCGCGCGAACAAGGCCAACGUCGGACCGAACGCGGCCUUUCUCAACAAAGGCGGCCAGCUGACGGACAUUGGGUCGUGGUACCUCGGCUUUCGUGCGACGGGCGUGAAGCCCGAGAGCGGGCCGGCGUCCAUGGCGGUGCCGAAUCUGGCCUUUGCGGGAGUCGGCCUGGUCACCGGUCUCAUCGCCAGUUGGCUGUAG
This is a messenger RNA of Drechmeria coniospora, 960 nucleotides long. Its product is annotated as F5/8 type C domain protein. The record is from RefSeq and is a predicted model, not a curated record. Gene Ontology annotation, biological process: fungal-type cell wall polysaccharide metabolic process. The coding region runs from base 1 to 960 and encodes 319 amino acids. NCBI's taxonomy places the organism in Eukaryota, Fungi, Ascomycota, Sordariomycetes, Hypocreales, Ophiocordycipitaceae. Gene Ontology annotation, cellular component: fungal-type cell wall. The transcript has a single exon.